Messenger RNA from Drosophila sechellia, 4916 nucleotides. RefSeq names its product suppressor of sable RNA-binding protein (gene su(sable)). The record is from RefSeq and is a predicted model, not a curated record. The coding region runs from base 520 to 4497 and encodes 1325 amino acids. NCBI's taxonomy places the organism in Eukaryota, Metazoa, Arthropoda, Insecta, Diptera, Drosophilidae. Gene Ontology annotation, biological process: negative regulation of DNA-templated transcription. The transcript is spliced from 6 exons. Gene Ontology annotation, cellular component: nucleus. Gene Ontology annotation, molecular function: RNA binding; metal ion binding.
GUCGAUCUGUUGAACUGUUAACAACACAACUCCUGAAUAUUAUGUUUUGGACGAAAAGUUUUAUUAAUUUAAUGUUUUUGUAUAUUGUAUUCUGUCCAUGAGCGUAACAGAGACAGACAGAGAGAAAGGGACAGAUACUGAGAUACGGGGCCCUCAGGCAGAGAAAGGGCGAAAGCAAGCUACAAGCGGGUGCGAGCGAGAGCGCGCGCUUGCCUCACGCAUAUAUAUAUAAAUCUGUACAUACAUAUAGUAUCAGAAAAAAGACUAAAGCCGCUAUCGAUUUACGAAAACUGGCGAAAACUUCGACGAUUUGUCUCGAACCUAUCUAUGUACCUCACAACCACGUAUCAUCAAAUACGUAUAAGUCAGAUGUAUGUCAAACAUAUAUAUACAUAUGCAUGUAUAUACACAUCUAUCUUUUCCAGCUUGUGAGUGCAGCAACAAAGAGGAAGGCCACUUUUUUUAAGGGGACCAAUUAUUCCAAUCUCAUCCUGUAAGGGAUUAGCUGCCAAAUCGAUAAUGUCAGUCGCUAUAACGGAUGAACCCCUAAUUGACUUGGAAGAGGAUUUAGAGGAUGGCGAGAUCGACGACGAUGAGGAAGACGAGCAGCAAUCUUCAAAAAUCCAAGCACAAAAGAAGACUUCCGUAGGGGACGACGAUGUGCAGUUUGUGGGUGUCGAGGCUAGGAACCAAAAUGCCGUAGACGAAGAUGUCGUCUACGUGGGACCAUCGACAGAUGCCGGUGGCCCACAAAACAGCAACAGCAGCAAGUCAAAGAAGCCUCGCCCAUUGGAAGAUGACCAUGCUAGCAGCAUUGAGUUGGCCAUUGCCAAUGCCCUCAAGAAGAAGGGCAUAGAGCCCCCAAUGCCCCGCAUGCGUUCGUCUAACCAGGAUACGAGCGAUCAGUCUUUGGAGGGAUGCGGGGAGGGACUGGCUACCGCCAAUCCCCUUCUGCAGUCAACUCGCAGCAGCAGACGAAGGAAACGCAAGAAAGAACGUGAGCGCGAGCAGAAGAAAGACAAGGAGCACCAGAACCGUUCCCGACGUGACGAGAACGACGUGUCUGUAGUGCCGGGCGGCGUUGAGGACAUGGACGAAUAUGAGAUGAUGAACGUACGUGGCGGCAGCCCGCCAUCAGGAGGAGCGGCACCACCACUGUCCAGCUGCGGUCAGCGGUUUGGUGGUGCCGAUUGGGACAUGGACGACGGAUCAGCCGCAACCGGAGCAGCUGGUCUUGGAACGGGCGGCGGAGGGGGUUACAACUCACACAGCAGCUAUGAUUCAUACUCCGAUGAGGAGCCAAAUGGGCCCGGGCUAAUGAAUCAACGCCGCCGGACUCGAGGAGAUAAGGAAAGGGAGCACCAGCGUGGCGUGAAUAAUCGCAAGCGCAGGGAUCGCGAUCGCCUUGACGGCGGCUUAGCUGGAAGCGGCUCCAAGCGAAAUCGCCGCGAUUCUGGCGAAGGAGGCGGCGGUGGACAGGAAAAGAUGGGCGGCAGCAAUCGCGUUGAGCCCCGCAAGCUGGAGCUGUGCAAGUUCUAUCUAAUGGACUGCUGUGCCAAGCGGGACAAGUGCUCCUACAUGCACAAGGAGUUCCCCUGCAAGUACUACUACUUGGGGAUGGAUUGCUAUGCAGGCGACGACUGCCUCUUCUACCACGGCGAACCGCUGUCCGAGCAGCUCCGCAACGUUCUGCUGAAACACAUGGAGACGGCUCCGAAGGAGAUCCUUGGUGAUUUCAAGAGAAUAUCCAGAGACAAUGCCCUGGUGCAGAUGACACGGCGGCACGAACAGCUGUGUGAGCAAUUGAAUAGGGAGAACACGUGGAAUUCGAUUGGCUGCGGCUUAAUAAGCAGGCGGCAGGACCAGCAAAUGCAGCAACAGCAGCAACAGCUUCACUAUCAACAGCAACAGCAGCAGCAGGAGCAACAGCAGGCGGCUGCGGAUGGCGGCGGCUGCAUUCCCUCUCUUUUGGACAUGGUCAUCAAUCCACCACUUUCAGAAAAUAAGCGCAAGUCUCGCUGGACCGAAAAGAUGGGGGCCAAGGCAACAGCUGGAGCAGCGGCUUCUUUAGAAAGAGAUAGCACAUCGUCGGACGACAAGCCACUACCACCACACUUGGACUUAGCUAAUCUCAGUCACGUCUUAAGUGCUGAAAACAUGGCCAAGCUGAAUAAGUUGGGCAUUACGAAUCUGGAGCAGAUGCUUCAAGUGCCGUUUGGCCAGUUGACCGAGGCUGGCCUAACUCUGGUCGAGAUCGGUGAGAUUCAGCGCAAGGCCGAGGACGCCAAGCUGCAAACCCAAGCCGAAGUGGAAAGCAGCACUUCUCCUACAAAGCGGGAAACGGAGGCCAACAAUAGUAACUCGAACAGCAACGGACUUAUCAUGGUGGACUACACGCAGUACCUCAAGGAUGCACAUGUCAACUUUUCGGGUAACGAUCCGCUGGACGACGAUCGGGAUGACGACGAACAACUGAUCAUAGACGAUGGCAACGAUUCCACCGCCGAAGAGGAGCAACAACCUAAGCCAGCCAAGGCACCGCCAGCCGCCACCCAUGAAUCAGGCACAGAGGAGGCACCCUUGCCUUCUGUUUUCGACUUGCCGAGCUUCAUGAACAACAUGCUGGGUCAGGGAUCCUCAGCAAGGCAGUUGCUGCCCGCCAGUGCCACGUCGCCCAAUCAGGAGAAUGCGCAUUUGCCUGGAGGAGAUCAAUCGACACAUAAAUCAGCGCCCAUCGGCGGAGGCACCCCAACCAACGUGCUCGGCCGGAUUCUGUUCGGCGACAAACAAUCUGACCCGGAGGCUAGAGCAGCUUUCUAUCGCGACAUCAUACGGAAUCCCUUCAAGGCUCACAGUGGUGAUGGCGACGUGGACUCCAGCAAUGAGAACUCCAAUUCCAAUUCACAUUCGCUGACGCCAACUCCCACGCCAGAACCGGGAUCCCAAUCCCCCAAGCCGGAGGACCACGAUCAGGAGAUGCCAGAACUGCCUGUCAUUACACCAGCGUUGCCGCCGACAACUCCUUCGCUCUAUGUACGUCGUUCCAUGUAUGACUUCGAUCCCGUCAAAGAGCAAGAGCACGGGCGACAGGAGCUCCUUACGGAGGAGAAGCAACAGUACCAGCGUGAUACGGACAUGCGACUACCGUUCGUGCCGAUGAAACACUAUAUGCCUGCCACCGAGAUCGACGCGGCGAUCUUCUCGCACACUCCGAUCCGCUGGCAGCUGCAGGAAGUAAUCAUAGAGGAUAGCAGUUAUUCACAGAUUAGGGCCAGUGCUCUACACAAGGAGCAGCGGGAUCUACGCGAUCCCCGAAUGCGUCGGAUUCUCGGCCUUUCGGAAACGCCUGAUAACAGUGCACCCUUGGGCUCCGUGCCCAUUAUGGCCCCAAGCUCCUUUUCGGGCGACAACAGUGCGCGUUGCGCCACGACCAUCGCUUCCCCGGAUUGGGAGACUCCGUUUCGUGAUUCCACCCCCAGUUCACCGCCCCCGUCCUUGGUUACCCUACCGUCGAUGAGUGUGCCACCGCCGUCGAUGAGGGUACCGCCUCCGAACAUACAGGUAGAAAAGCCAGCUGUGCGGACAGAUCCACGUCGCGAUCCCAGGAGAGCCGUUCUGCAGGCUCAAACUAAAGCUGCUAAUACGGCAAACACCACAGCACCCAAUGCCUCUGGUGGCAACAAGCAAAUCUCCGAAAUCCGAAGCCUGCUGCAGGUUUCCAGCUGGUACAACAACCUCGGCACCAACAAUAAGAUUAUGGUGAACCAACAGCUCGCCCUGGUCUUUACCGAGCUCAAGAAGUUCCAUCACCUGCCGAAUGAUGCUCCGAAAAUUUUCGAUGUCAGCUUUAUAGUUAACAACACAACGUUGCAGCAGAUCUUCGCCAAGCUUUUUAUCUUUGUAGAUGACAAUGGCGAGGUGGUGCAGAUUCCCGAGGAGCCCAACGGUAAUGGUGCUGCUCUUGGUAGCGGCGGAGAUUCUGGAGGCGGAGUAGGAGGCGGAGGAGGAGGAGUAGGAGGAGGAGGAGUAGUGCUUCCAAAUCUAUCGCAACCCCCACCAAAUCUGAGCCAAAUGUUAAGGCUACCGCCACCGAACAUACGAAUGCUUCGCAUGUCGGGAAUGAUGAUGCAAAUGGGCAACGUGGGACCCCCUUUUAAUCAGCCACCGCCACGAGGAGGACUGAUGGGAAUGCCUCCGAAUGGCAAUGGAUUAAACCAGGGCGUUGGCAAUAUGGGAGGACUUGGCCAGUUGGGGAUAAACCAAGGAGGAGGACCUGUGCCCAAUGGCAAUCCCUUCAACCCAUUUGGUGGGAACAAUGGGGGAGGAGCUGGCGUCAUGAACAACAUGAAUUCAAUGGGCAACAUGGGCAUGGGCUUCAAUAACUUCAACAAUAAUGGCGGCAGAGGAGGGCACUUUCCGGGCGGAGGAUCAGGCGGAAACGGCAACGGAAACAAUCGCAACCAGCGAGGCGGCAACCACCGGAACCGCAACAUUUAAAGGCCAAUGCGUUGCGAAAAGGAACGAAAAGGAACUCUUUUGCCCCAAUGAUCUUAAAGCGAUGCUAUGCCCCAUGACCCUUCCCCCCAACCAUACCAUACGUCGUGGAAAACUUGUGGUUUUCCGCGCACCUUCCCCGAAAAUCCAGGCAUGACUCCUUGUAAAUGUAUUUUAUUCCCGAAUACCCAUUAUUGUCACUAUUUUUUUCGCUAGGUGUAAGGAUCUUACUAGCUAUACGAAUAGUAAAGAGUAAAUAACAAAACAAUACGGAGUAAGAACGGAAAGUGAAGCAGAACCGCUGUACGCAGCCCUUUUUAACAAACUUUUUUAAAUUAUGUAGGAUAAUCUGUUCAAUAGCCCGAGUACUACAUUGAUUAACUAGACGUACGAACUCAAAAUAAAUGACAACUUUUAAGUAA